Echinococcus granulosus is the source of this 462-nucleotide messenger RNA. RefSeq names its product Succinate dehydrogenase [ubiquinone] cytochrome b small subunit B. Lineage: Eukaryota; Metazoa; Platyhelminthes; Cestoda; Cyclophyllidea; Taeniidae. Gene Ontology annotation, biological process: mitochondrial electron transport, succinate to ubiquinone; tricarboxylic acid cycle. Gene Ontology annotation, cellular component: mitochondrial envelope; membrane. The coding region runs from base 1 to 462 and encodes 153 amino acids. The record is from RefSeq and is a predicted model, not a curated record. The transcript has 3 exons. Gene Ontology annotation, molecular function: heme binding; ubiquinone binding.
AUGUCUUUCGCGCUUUUGGCUUCAAGGCACUUAAUUCGCAGGGCUGCUGUCUCAAGUUUUGUCUCAGCAAAUGCCUGCAGAACUUUGGUGUGUACUUCAAACAACAAAGCGAAGUUGGGGACAGCUCCCCAACCGGUUACGUCCGGUUUUCUUCCUUCUCAUCAUUGGACAAUCGAACGUGUAGUUGCUCUCUCGAUGCUUCCAAUGUACCCUAUCGCUAUAAUCUACGAGCCCUAUCUCAUGGACUACGUGGUAUCCGCCGCCGUGUCUCUCCACGCUUACUGGGGCUUUGGUGGUGUCAUUCGAGACUACGCUAUCGAGCGUAAAUACGGCCCUCUCGUACCUAAAGUCUUGCAGUUGCUCUGGAAGGCCAUCUGCCUUUUUGGAUUCGCUGGGUUCACCUACUUUAACUACUACGACAUUGGUUUUAUUAAGGGCGUCAAAAAAAUUUGGUCUCUUUGA